CAGCUCAUUAGGCAUCAUUGGACACUUUGCUAAAAUAGGCGAACUGCUUCAAAAACGUUAUACAGUGUUCUGUUGAAAAACGGAAAAAGUCAAGCAACAGGACGCAUUUCCGCGUUUAAAAAUAAACUACAACUACCAUGAAUCUCCUGAACCGGAAAAGCGAAAUGUUUAGACGUGUUCAACUAACACAGGAGUUUGCUGAGACAGAAGACGUCCUCAGAAACACAAACCGCGGUUAUUGUUCAAAAAUGCUCCUGUCAGUUAUUCGCCUGAAUAAGUGACCCGUAUUAUUUAUUGUCAGAGUUUGUUGGACUGCGAACCAUCAUGGGGACUGCGUUUGCCGUGGUCCUUGUUUUUGUCGGAUGUUGUAGUAAUGUGGUGUCUCUGGAGCUGCUGGUGAGAGAGUUUCCAGGAUGCGGCAACAUAGUCACCUUUGCUCAGUUCAUCCUUAUUGCCUUAGAAGGUUUCAUAUUUGAAUCUAAACUUGGAAGAAAGAAACCAGCAAUUCCUGUCAGUAACUAUGUUAUCAUGGUGACCAUGUUCUUCACAGUCAGUGUCAUCAACAACUAUGCUCUCAACUUUAAUAUCGCCAUGCCGUUACACAUGAUCUUCAGAUCAGGAUCACUAAUAGCUAACAUGAUCCUGGGAAUAAUCAUCCUGAAGAAGAGGUAUUCAGCCAGCAAAUAUCUCUCUAUUGUUUUAGUUUCCACUGGUAUCUUCAUCUGCACCAUCAUGUCAGCCAAACAAGUGCAUGACGUGUCCAGUGAUGGAUCAGAGAAGCAAGGCUUUUAUGCCUUUAUGCGCUGGCUUAUUGGCAUCGCUAUGUUGACCUUUGCCCUGCUGAUGUCUGCAAGGAUGGGCAUUUUCCAGGAGACGCUCUACAAGCAGUACGGGAAGCACUCGAAGGAGGCGCUCUUCUAUAAUCACUGCCUGCCUCUGCCCGGUUUCCUGCUUCUGUCCACAGACAUCUACAACCACUGCAUCCUCUUCAGCCAAAGCACUCCUGUUCUUGUUCCUGUGGUCGGGCUGACCAUGCCGAUAAUGUGGCUCUACCUGCUGAUCAAUGUCAUCACACAGUAUGUGUGUAUCCGCGGCGUCUUUAUCCUGACCACUGAGUGCACUUCUCUGACCGUCACCCUGGUGGUGACCCUCAGAAAGUUCCUCAGCCUCAUCUUCUCCAUCCUUUACUUCCAAAACCCCUUCACCACCUGGCACUGGGUGGGCACGGCUGUGGUUUUCAUGGGCACUCUGCUGUACACGGAGGUCUGGAGCAGCAUGCGGGGUGCCAAAGUCAAGGCGAAGAAGGCAGAGUGACGAAGGAGGGACUUCUUGCAGAUUAAACAAAAUCGGCCCCAUUGGUUACGGUUAAAUUGUUUUUGAAUCUCCUGCGCUAGUUUUAUACAAUUAAGGUAAUUUUGGUUUCAUACUUGAACAAAAUCCAGUUUUAAGAAGGUGCUGAUAAUAUUUUACUAUUUCUGUGAACAAAUGUCUUGGAAAGACCGAAAGUGAUGGGCACAAAAUCUUUUGCAAUCUCCUAAGCUUUCAUGCCUCGAAAAAUGUUUUUUUGACAUAAUUAUUCACUGGCCACUUUAUUAGUUACCCCUUGCUGGUACUGCAUUGGACCCCCUUUUUCCUGAAGAGCUUUAAUUCUUCGUGGCAUAGAUUGGUGUCAGUAACAUUCCUCAGAGAUUUUGGUCCACAUUGACAUGAUGGCAUCACACAGUUGCUAUAGAUCUAUCUGAAUGUAUCCGCUGGUAUCGGUCACUCUGCCUGUGCAAAUUGUAACCUAGCUGGCAGGAGUGACACACCUUGGUGGUCUGCUGCUGCUGUAGCCCAUCUGUUCAAAGGCUCAACAUGUGAAUUCAUACAUGGUAUUGCACUGACUGUUGUUGAAACAAGGGUUUACUUGAAGUACAUAUGUCUUUCUAUCACCUUUCACCAAUAUCUCCUCUAAUUUUAACUGUUUCACAUCUAAGUUUCAAUGUUCCUCAUGCUCAGCUUGAACUGCCAUGCAAUUGGCUGAUUUGCCAUUUGUGGUAACAAGGAUUUGAACAGUUGUACUUAAUAAAGUGGCCAUUGUGUGGAUAUUCUUUCCAUUUCCAAAAAGCAUGGAGGUUUAUCCGCUACUUCAACUUAUGUUGAAGUUGGGAAAUUUGAUUAGUCAACAUGUCUCAACACUGAUACAUUUUAUGCACAUUGGUACAGAUUAAAUCAGAGUUUGCCUGUACCAUCCUUACCAGCAUUUACAUAUGGAGCCCAUGUUUGGAAUGAGCUAAAAAGAAGGGGGCCCUAGAUGAGAUUGUCCACAUAUUACAUAAUGACCCCAAGUUAAAUGUCUAUAUAGGAAUGAUGUAUAUCAACAUUGUGUAAAAAGUGAGAAACCUAUAGGUGCCGUCACGUUUGAAACCCGGCCACUUCCUACAUGGAGCGUCCGAUUUACAGUUGGACCCAAGCAAGAAGUCCACUUUAAGCCGUGGCCAAUUUGGUGCCCAUCCAGCCCGAGUACAACCCAUAGGGGGCCCCCAGACACAUUGGCUCGGAUGAAACCAAUAAAUCCAGUAUUUUUGGUCUUUUCAUGAAAUUUGUUGGCCAAAAGUCACCAGAACUACCUUUUGUUUUAGCAUUCGUACCGCAGUAGCAUUCAUUGAUCGAUGGUGCAGUUUUUUUGUGUGUCUUCUCCGUAAUAAUGCUGUUUAGGUAUUUAUUUUUUAAAGUGUGAAGCCCUUUCAUGCAGAACCAUGAGUCUGCAGGUUAUUUAUUUGACUCCCAGCUCUGUUGUCUCUACUAGUGUUUGUCUACACUCCAAGCGCUCCGAAAUUAAACUUAUUUUAAUAGAUCA
This is a messenger RNA of Girardinichthys multiradiatus, 2839 nucleotides long. It is a transcript of the gene slc35b4, whose product is annotated as solute carrier family 35 member B4. The transcript has 10 exons. NCBI's taxonomy places the organism in Eukaryota, Metazoa, Chordata, Actinopteri, Cyprinodontiformes, Goodeidae. Bases 325 to 1314 code for a protein of 329 amino acids. The record is from RefSeq and is a predicted model, not a curated record. Gene Ontology annotation, molecular function: UDP-N-acetylglucosamine transmembrane transporter activity; UDP-xylose transmembrane transporter activity. Gene Ontology annotation, cellular component: Golgi membrane; endoplasmic reticulum membrane. Gene Ontology annotation, biological process: transmembrane transport.